Molecule: messenger RNA, 426 nt
Organism: Rasamsonia emersonii CBS 393.64
Lineage: Eukaryota; Fungi; Ascomycota; Eurotiomycetes; Eurotiales; Trichocomaceae
Exons: 2
Coding region: 1-426 (141 amino acids)
Source: RefSeq, a predicted model, not a curated record
AUGACUGACCCUACUUUCCACCGAACCAAGCAGGACGUCCGCAAGCCAGAGUCGCGACUCAGUCUGAAUCAUCGCGGCCGCGUUCCCGCCACGUCGGACGUUUCUGCGAUGAAGUCCAUAAUCGACACCAACGUCGACAAAUGGAAAGAGAUCAACGAGCGCAAGGCCAACCUACCCUUACCAGAGGAUCCCCCGACAGCAUCCGACUGGGAGUCCGCAGACAUCAAGAUCGGCGACGGAUCCGGACGGCUUGAGGGCCCCGUUUCGGGCGAGAAUAACAGUUCCCUGCGAUGGCCCGAUACGGCGAGCAGCAGCGCGAGGAUUUCGGGGAGGGAGUAUAAGACGAAUACGGAGCCCGGGCCGGAUGUGGGACGGCAGGGGAAGGAUGGGUUGAGUGAUUUGCCUUGGGAUGCGAGGGCGCAUUAA